CUUGUCUCUCCGACCAAACUCCAGAUCUCAAAAAAAAAAACCAAAAACAAAAUGGCGUCUGAAAACAACGAAACCAGAUCCGAUCCAACGCCGAGGAAGAUCGCACUGGUCACCGGAAUCACCGGCCAAGACGGAUCAUACCUAACCGAGUUCCUCCUCAAGAAAGGCUACGAAGUCCACGGCCUGAUCCGCCGAUCAUCAAACUUCAACACUCAGCGCAUCAACCACAUCUACAUCGACCCUCACAACGUCGACAAGGCUCUCAUGAAGCUCCACUACGCCGAUCUCUCCGACGCCUCCUCCCUCCGCCGCUGGAUCGACGUGAUCAAGCCCGACGAGGUGUACAACCUCGCCGCGCAGUCUCACGUCGCCGUCUCCUUCGAGAUCCCCGACUACACCGCCGACGUCGUCGCCACCGGCGCCCUCCGUCUCCUGGAGGCCGUCAGAUCUCACAUUGUUGACAGUGGUCGCACCGUGAAAUACUACCAAGCGGGGUCCUCCGAGAUGUUCGGAGCAACCCCGCCUCCCCAGUCCGAAACGACGCCGUUUCAUCCCAGGUCUCCUUACGCAGCGUCGAAAGUCGCUGCGCAUUGGUACACUGUGAACUACCGUGAGGCGUACGGUUUGUUCGCGUGUAACGGGAUCUUGUUCAAUCACGAGUCGCCACGUCGCGGUGAGAAUUUCGUGACGAGGAAGAUAACGAGAGCAUUGGGGAGGAUCAAGGUUGGUUUGCAGAGGAAGCUGUUUUUAGGGAAUCUUCAGGCGUCUAGGGACUGGGGUUUUGCAGGGGAUUAUGUUGAGGCGAUGUGGAUGAUGUUGCAGCAGGAGAAGGCGGAUGAUUACGUUGUGGCGACGGAGGAGUCGCAUACGGUUGAGGAGUUUCUUGAGGUUUCGUUUGGGUAUUUGGGGUUGGAGUGGAAGGAUCAUGUGGAGAUUGAUAAGAGGUAUUUUAGGCCUUCUGAGGUUGAUAACUUGAAGGGUGAUGCUAGUAAGGCGAAGGAAGUUUUGGGGUGGAAGCCGAAAGUUGGGUUUGAGAAGUUGGUUAAGAUGAUGGUUGAUGAAGAUUAUGAGCUUGCUAAGAGGGAGAAAGUGCUUGUUGAUGCUGGUUACAUGGAUGCUCAGCAGCAGCCUUGAUUUGUGGGUGGAUCGAAUAUGGUUCUAUAAGAGUUUCAAAAGUUCAUGUCUUUUUUAAAAAAAAAAAAUUAUUGCUUUAAAGGUUUGUUUUGUUUUCUAGUUUCUUGUCGUUUUAUUAAGUUAUCCAAUUUGUUUCACUCAAUGAGUUGAGAAUGAAGCACAUUGAGUUUUGUAUGAAAGGCAUCCUCUGUUCUUUCUAGUCUCUUUGUAUCUCCCAAAGUUUCAUUAAACAAAAUUGUCUCUUUUACUUUCCC
This is a messenger RNA of Eruca vesicaria subsp. sativa (arugula), 1388 nucleotides long. The record is from the annotation of a GenBank genome assembly. Lineage: Eukaryota; Viridiplantae; Streptophyta; Magnoliopsida; Brassicales; Brassicaceae.